CUCACGUGUGAACCUUGGUCUACAGGACCGGUUAUACUUCGUCAUGGAAUAUGUCAACGGUGGGGACCUCAUGUACCACAUUCAGCAAGUAGGGAAAUUUAAGGAGCCACAAGCAGUAUUCUAUGCAGCAGAGAUCUCCAUUGGCCUAUUCUUUCUGCACAAAAGAGGGAUCAUUUACAGGGAUCUGAAGCUGGACAACGUCAUGCUGGAUUCAGAAGGACAUAUCAAAAUCGCUGAUUUUGGGAUGUGUAAGGAGCAUAUGAUGGAUGGAGUCACGACUAGGACCUUCUGUGGGACUCCCGACUACAUUGCCCCAGAG
Molecule: messenger RNA, 319 nt
Organism: Microtus ochrogaster (prairie vole)
Lineage: Eukaryota; Metazoa; Chordata; Mammalia; Rodentia; Cricetidae
Gene: Prkca
Product: protein kinase C alpha type-like
Exons: 3
Biological process (GO): protein phosphorylation
Molecular function (GO): diacylglycerol-dependent serine/threonine kinase activity; zinc ion binding; ATP binding
Source: RefSeq, a predicted model, not a curated record